AUGUUCUUAUCUCGGGUUGCUAAAUCGUCAAGCAGGGCUAUGGGGAUCUCCUGCCGCGGAUUCGCAUCUGCUCGCCCACUAUCCAGAGAAUAUCAAAACAUUUUGGUUUCUCGACCAAAGCCUAACGUGACUCUACUGACACUCAACCGCCCGAAAGCUCUGAACGCACUUAGCACUCCAUUGUUUGAAGAGAUCAACGAGGUCUUAGAUCAAGUCGAGAAAGAUGAAGAAGUUGGAGCAUUGGUCGUGACGGGCAGCGAAAAGGCCUUCGCAGCCGGUGCGGAUAUCAAAGAAAUGAAGGACAAACAAUGUGUCACGGAUGUAUACAAAACCAAUUUUCUUGGAGACUGGACAAGGAUCACCUCGUUUCCUAAACCAGUGAUCGCAGCAGUUAGUGGAUUUGCGCUUGGUGGUGGAUGUGAACUCGCAAUGAUGUGCGAUAUUAUCCUUGCCUCCCCGACGGCCCGGUUUGGCCAACCUGAGAUUAAGCUUGGCGUCAUUCCAGGGGCUGGGGGUACUCAGCGAUUGACCCAUGCUAUCGGAAGCGGAAAAAUGGGGUCUUGUCUCAGGAUCAUUGAAGGCGAUCUGGUUGAGGAGGCGGUCUCGAUGGCAAGCACGAUUGCUGGGUUUGGUAGGGUUGCCGUACAAGCUGGCAAAGAAAGUGUGAAUGCGGCAUAUGAGCUUUCGCUUAAAGACGGUUUGCACUUUGAACGUCGGCUCUUCCAAAGUUUAUUCGCUACGCGGGAUCAAAAAGAGGGUAUGUGGAAAGAUUCGAUUACUACUGCACGUAAAGAGGCACUCGGACUGCGAGAGGCUUUUAGUGGUGGCACAUUCCAACUUCUCAACCCGUUCUCCUGGGGCGUAUUGGCUUUAGUCGCACAGCCAAUUCUAUGGCGCAAAGAACGCCGGCGUGACUCAUAG
This is a messenger RNA of Rhizoctonia solani, 921 nucleotides long. RefSeq names its product enoyl-CoA hydratase/isomerase family protein. NCBI's taxonomy places the organism in Eukaryota, Fungi, Basidiomycota, Agaricomycetes, Cantharellales, Ceratobasidiaceae. The record is from RefSeq and is a predicted model, not a curated record. The transcript has 6 exons. Gene Ontology annotation, biological process: fatty acid beta-oxidation. Gene Ontology annotation, molecular function: enoyl-CoA hydratase activity. Gene Ontology annotation, cellular component: mitochondrion. Bases 1 to 921 code for a protein of 306 amino acids.